This is a messenger RNA of Cladocopium goreaui, 471 nucleotides long. NCBI's taxonomy places the organism in Eukaryota, Dinophyceae, Suessiales, Symbiodiniaceae. The record is from the annotation of a GenBank genome assembly.
AUGAAGUGGGACGGUGUUCCAGGGAACUUGGGCCACAUCAUUCCCACCGAGGUGAAUUCGGAUCUGUGGGCUUCAGACACUAACAAGAUCAAAGACCUGCAGCGGCUCAACGGUGAUUCCGAGUUGGCAGCUGCGCUUCUGAUAGCCUUUUGGUUCAGGAACGACAGUGACAUUUGCCACUGGUUGAAGAGAGAGCUUGCCGACAUCUUGUUGGAAUUCUACAGCUACGGCGUGGGCUCGCAGUUCGACUUGGCAAAGUCUGGUCGAAGAGUCGAAGAGGAAGAACGGGACCGGCAAGUCAUUGGACUCGGGGCGGCCGACAAGUGCCUUGUCCUAGCGAAGAUGGUGGACGGCGCAAUGACCGAAAUGGCCCUGUCGGAGGACAAGGCGAUCGAGGCCUUGUUGAGCAAAGGGAGCUACAUGCGGGGAUGGCACCCUGGCCUUCCCAUUCACAUGUCACGACAUGAUUGA